GCACACUGGAGCCCAGCAUGCUGUCGCCACUGCUGCUGCUGCUGCUGCUGCCUGCCCUGCUGGACUUGAAGCCAGCGGGAGCCGCGCUGAUCCGCAUUCCUCUGCAGCGUGUCCAGCCAGCACACAGACACCUGAGCCCUCUGGGAGCCUGGGGCGCGGGGUCCCCACAGCCGGGAGCCCCAUCACCCAGGGACAAGCCCACCUUUGUGCCUCUCUCCAACUACAUGAAUGCCCAGUACUUCGGGGAGAUUGGGCUGGGGUCCCCACCCCAGAACUUCUCUGUGGUCUUCGACACCGGCUCCUCCAACCUCUGGGUGCCCUCCAGGAGAUGCCACUUCUUCAGCUUGCCCUGCUGGUUCCACCAUCGCUUCAACUCCAAAGCCUCCAGCUCCUUCCGGCCCAACGGGACCAAGUUUGCCAUUCAGUACGGAACUGGGCGGCUGGACGGAAUCCUGAGUAAGGACAAGCUGACGCUUGGGGGGCUCCACGGUGCAUCAGUGACCUUCGGGGAGGCACUGUGGGAGCCCAGCCUGGUCUUCACCAUCGCCCACUUCGAUGGGAUCCUGGGCCUCGGUUUCCCCUCUCUGGCCGUGGAGGGAGUUCAGCCCCCUUUGGACGCCCUGGUGGAGCAGGGGCUGCUGGACAAGCCUGUCUUCUCCUUUUACCUCAACAGGGACCCCGAGGGAUCGGAAGGAGGAGAGCUGGUCCUGGGAGGCUCCGACCCGGCCCACUACAUCCCACCCCUCACCUUCCUGCCGGUCACUGCCCCUGCCUACUGGCAGGUCCACAUGAAGCGCAUGGAGGUGGGCAGGGGGCUGACUCUCUGUGCCCAGGGCUGUGCGGCCAUCCUGGACACGGGCACGUCCCUCAUCACGGGACCCACGGAGGAGAUCCGCGCCCUCCACACAGCCAUCGGGGGACUGCCCCUGAUGAUGACGGGGGAGUAUUUAAUCCAGUGCUCGCAAAUUCCAAAGCUGCCCCCGGUCUCCCUCCUCCUUGGAGGGGUCUGGUUUAACCUCACGGCCCAGGAUUACGUCAUCCAGAUCUCCCGGGGUGGCGUCCGCCUCUGCCUGUCCGGCUUCCAGGCCUUGGACGUGCCUCCGCCGGCGGGGCCCCUCUGGAUCCUCGGCGACGUGUUCCUUGGGCCCUACGUGGCCGUGUUCGACCGUGGGGACUCGGACACCGGCGCCCGCGUGGGCCUGGCCCGUGCUCGUCCCCGCAGACUGGGACCGCAGGUGCAGCGCUCUGGGUGACGCCCUGCCAGGCACCAGAGGCCUUCCCCCCGCCCCCCUACCCCGUCCUCCAG
Ochotona princeps (American pika) is the source of this 1306-nucleotide messenger RNA. RefSeq names its product napsin A aspartic peptidase (gene NAPSA). Gene Ontology annotation, molecular function: aspartic-type endopeptidase activity. Gene Ontology annotation, biological process: proteolysis. The record is from RefSeq and is a predicted model, not a curated record. Gene Ontology annotation, cellular component: lysosome. The transcript has 9 exons. The coding region runs from base 18 to 1253 and encodes 411 amino acids. Lineage: Eukaryota; Metazoa; Chordata; Mammalia; Lagomorpha; Ochotonidae.